AUGCGCCCCGGUCGGAUGUGGAACGGUGAAAGCCGGUCCGCCGAUCGGCUCGGGGCGUGGACCGACGCGGAUUGCGGAGGCGGCCAAAGCCCGGGCU
This is a messenger RNA of Pyrus x bretschneideri (Chinese white pear), 97 nucleotides long. RefSeq lists its product as uncharacterized. The record is from RefSeq and is a predicted model, not a curated record. NCBI's taxonomy places the organism in Eukaryota, Viridiplantae, Streptophyta, Magnoliopsida, Rosales, Rosaceae.